UUGUUUAACUCUCCUGGGAGCAAGCCGUGAGUCCUAGAGGGGUAAUAAUUAUUAUUCUAAUUCUCGCCAAAGACUAGAGUGCAAUAAUCCAAGGAUUCAGGAAACGAUUGCACAAGCAAAGCUCUUCUUGGCACUGAGGCCUCUCACCAAAGUGAGAGGCCAACAUUUUAAGAACCUCCGCCUUAGGCCAGCGGAGGAUCAAGAUUAAAUCAACAAGCCCUGAAGUGUACAGGACUGGCUAGAGACAACAGAAGAACGAUUGUUCUUCAGUCACUGAGAUAUAGCUCGCAAUAGCAGCGAGAAGGGCAGCUGGCAUUGUCCCAGGGGAGGAAGAAGAAAGCAACCCUGAAGUAGGAGAAAAGACACGGGAAUUACUGCGCCUCGCAGAGCUCCCUGCGACGACUGGUAUACCACUGUGAAGCGCAGGCUGACCAGCACCCGCAGUGUCCUUGCAUCCGGCAUUCGCCGCCUUAUGUGGUGCCUGGAGAGGCUCCGCUUGGGUCCCGAGCGCCUCCUGAAGGGCAGGAACGGGAUUCUUCGGACCCGGGGCCACCAAGUCCGGGUCCUCACGCCCGCCGCGUGGGAAAACGUGCUCACCCCGGACCGCAUCCCUGAGUUCUGCAUCCCCCCGCGACUUGCGCCGGGCACCGCCCUGGCUGCGCUCCGGGUUUCCUGGAUCCAAGCGGCAGAAAUCGAGGACGGGGCCGGGCACACGGACUGGGACCCGCUCUCGCAGGCCGCGCUCUCGCUGCCGCACCUGCCGCGCGCGCGCACCACCUACGGCUUCUGCGCGCUGCUCGAGAGCCCGCACACCCGCCGCAAGGAGUCACUCUUCCUCGGGGGUGCCGGCGCCGCCCCGCUCCUGCCCCCGGGCGCAGCCCCGGACCCCGACCCCGCGCUCCCCGCUGGCCCCCGGCAGACCCCGGACGUGCCCGCGCCGCCGCCCCGCGCCCACCGCCUCCUGCGCGCCCCCGAAGGGCUGCUGAGCCGCGCGCUGCGGGCCCGGAGGAGCCGUGGCCUGCCGCGCGCCCGCUCCGUGUCAAGCGGGGACCACGACGACUACGAGCGCGGCGCCGGCUCGCGGCCCCCGGCCCGGGCACCCUCCGCGUCCCCGCCGCCGCCGCCGCCACCGCCUGGCCCCGACCCGCGGCCCGAGCGCCUGGAGGCCGAGGGCACCGUGGUCCUGGGCCGCGCCGGGGGCGCCCUACGCCUGGCCGCCGAGUACAGCCGGGCCAGUGGGCGGCUCCGCGUGCGGCUGCUCGGCGCCGAGGGCCUGCCCGCAGGGACCGCCGAGCCCCGCGCCGUGGGCUGCCGCGUCAGCUUCGUCCUGCGCUCUCCGGGCAAGACGCGCCCGCAGCGCAGCGCCGUGGUGCGGCCGAGCCGCAAGGCCGCCUUCGACCAGGACGUGUGCCUGGACGGGCUGUCGGAGGAGCAGGUGCGCCGCCUGGCCGUGCGCGUCAAGGCGGAGAAGCGGGGCCGCGGGCUGGGCCAGGGCGAGCUGCUGCUGGGCUCCCUGCUGCUCCCCUGAGGGCGCCGGGGCCUCGGGCCCUCCCCUUGGGGCGCUCUCCGCGCGCUGGGACCUCAGACCCUGACAGCCGCUUCAGACAAAAUAAAUGCUAUUUAUUUUUAUA
Lutra lutra (Eurasian river otter) is the source of this 1631-nucleotide messenger RNA. Its product is annotated as C2 calcium-dependent domain-containing protein 4A-like. The record is from RefSeq and is a predicted model, not a curated record. The transcript has a single exon. The coding region runs from base 473 to 1528 and encodes 351 amino acids. NCBI's taxonomy places the organism in Eukaryota, Metazoa, Chordata, Mammalia, Carnivora, Mustelidae.